Molecule: messenger RNA, 996 nt
Organism: Vicugna pacos (alpaca)
Lineage: Eukaryota; Metazoa; Chordata; Mammalia; Artiodactyla; Camelidae
Source: RefSeq, a predicted model, not a curated record
UUUUCUCAAUUCAGUGUCACUUGAGUUUGUGAGGAGUUUGAGAAGUACAAAUAAGCAAUGAGAAACUGUACAUCAUUACCCACAUUCAUACUUCUGGGACUGACAGAUGAUCCUCAUAUGCAGAUUCUGAUUUUUAUAUUUCUGUUUGUCUCCUACACAUUGAGUAUAACUGGGAACCUGACCAUCAUUAUACUCACUUUAGUAGAUUCUCACCUUAAAACUGCCAUGUACUUUUUCCUCAAAAACUUCUCCUUUUUAGAAACCUUAUUCACCACCGUCUGCAUUCCCAGAUUCUUAUACAGCUUAUCAACUGGGGACAAGACUAUUUCCUAUAAUACUUGUGUUGCCCAACUAUUUUUUGUCUUCCUUUUUGGAACAGCAGGAUUUUUCCUCCUGGCCAUCAUGUCCUAUGACCGCUAUGUGGCCAUCUGCAAACCUUUACAUUAUGUAACUAUCAUGAACAGCAGAGUCUGUGGAUGGCUUGUUACCUGCUGCUGGAUAGCAGGGUUUGGGGUCAUAUUUCCACCAGUUUGCCUGGGCUUAAACCUGGAAUUCUGUGACUAUAAUAUUAUUGACCAUUUUCUCUGUGAUGCUUCUCCUAUGCUAAAGCUCACUAGUUCAGACACAUGGUUCAUAGAACAGAUGGUUGUUGCCCUUGCUGUGUUGACCGAUGUCAUGACNUUUCUGUGUGUAGUUAUGUCCUAUAUAUACAUCAUCAAGACCAUCAUAAAGUUCCCUUCUGCCCAGCAAAGGAGGAAGGCCUUUUCUACCUGCUCUUCUCACAUGAUUGUGGUUUCUAUCACCUAUGGCAGUUAUAUCUUCAUCUAUAUCAAACCUUCAGCAAAGGAUGAAGUAGUAAUUAACAAGUGGGUGUUUCUGCUUACUACUUCCGUUGCCCCCAUGUUAUACCCAUUUAUUUAUACUCUAAGGAACAAGCAAGUGAAACAAGCUUUUACAGAUUUAAUCAAAAGAAUUUCACUGAUCUCAGAGAAGUAA